Serendipita indica DSM 11827 is the source of this 462-nucleotide messenger RNA. The record is from the annotation of a GenBank genome assembly. Lineage: Eukaryota; Fungi; Basidiomycota; Agaricomycetes; Sebacinales; Serendipitaceae.
AUGGAUAUGGGAGGUGAUAUGCCGGCACAUGUGUGCAAGAUUUCAAUGCUCUGGAACUGGUACAGAGUCGAUGCGUGCUUCAUCAGUACACAAUGGCACAUUCGCUCUGAAGUUGCCUUUGCCUUUACGGUCAUCUGCAUCUUCAUCCUCGUCGCAUUAGUCGAGGGAGUCCGUCGGUUCGGUCGUGAAUAUGACCGCCGCCUCAUAAAAGUUCACCAGGCAAAGGCUGAGCCUGGAUCGGGAGUCCCAUUCGCCCUCACAUGGCCUCAGCAAGCGACGAGGGCCACCAUCUUUGGCGUUCAGUUUGGAGCAGCUUAUAUUCUCAUGCUCCUUGCGAUGUACUACAAUGGCUACAUAAUCUUUGCCAUCAUACUGGGCGGUACUUUUGGCCACUUUGUCUUCUCACGGGACACGGUCAACCAGGUUGCUGCGGAAGGGGAUAAAGGUGCUUCAUGCUGCUGA